CCUUCAAAAAAAAAAAAAAAAACUUGUGCUGUGAUAUUUGUUAGCUAGUAGUUAGCUUACUCAGUAAGUCAGCCGACAACCUGAUGAAAAGUGAAUAGGAUAGCUAGCUAAGUGGACUAUUAACUGCCUGUACCCAUGGAAACAUUGAUUUGAUGGCUGCCAUCCGUAAGAAGCUGGUGAUCGUGGGGGAUGGCGCAUGUGGGAAGACGUGUCUGCUCAUCGUGUUCAGUAAAGACCAGUUUCCUGAGGUCUACGUACCCACAGUGUUCGAGAACUAUGUCGCAGAUAUUGAGGUCGACUGCAAGCAGGUGGAGCUGGCACUGUGGGACACAGCUGGGCAGGAGGACUAUGACAGGCUCCGCCCCUUAUCUUAUCCCGAUACUGACGUCAUCCUGAUGUGCUUCUCUAUAGACAGUCCUGACAGUUUGGAAAACAUUCCUGAGAAGUGGACACCAGAGGUAAAGCACUUCUGCCCCAAUGUUCCCAUAAUCCUUGUGGGCAACAAGAAGGACCUACGCAACGAUGAGCACACACGCCGGGAGCUGGCCAAGAUGAAGCAGGAGCCCGUGAAGCAAGAGGAGGGGCGGGAGAUGUCCAACCGAAUCAAUGCCUUCGGCUACCUGGAGUGCUCGGCCAAAACCAAGGAUGGAGUGCGGGAGGUGUUUGAGAUGGCCACCCGGGCAGCGUUGCAGGCCAAGAAGCGCUGCAAGAAGAAUCCCUGCCUCCUGCUAUAGAGGGGAGGGGUGGAAUCCCUGCCUCCUGCUAUAGAGGGGAGGGGUGGAAUCCCUGCCUCCUGCUAUAGACGGGAGGGGUGGAAUCCCUGCCUCCUGCUAUAGACGGGAGGGGUGGAAUCCCUGCCUCCUGCUAUAGACGGGAGGGGUGGAAUCCCUGCCUCCUGCUAUAGACGGGAGGGGUGGAAUCCCUGCCUCCUGCUAUAGAGGGGAGGGGUAGAAUCCCUGCCUCCUGCUAUAGACGGGAG
Conger conger (European conger) is the source of this 979-nucleotide messenger RNA. RefSeq names its product rho-related GTP-binding protein RhoA-C-like. Gene Ontology annotation, biological process: small GTPase-mediated signal transduction. The transcript is spliced from 5 exons. Lineage: Eukaryota; Metazoa; Chordata; Actinopteri; Anguilliformes; Congridae. Bases 153 to 734 code for a protein of 193 amino acids. The record is from RefSeq and is a predicted model, not a curated record. Gene Ontology annotation, molecular function: GTP binding; GTPase activity.